Syngnathus typhle (broad-nosed pipefish) is the source of this 1686-nucleotide messenger RNA. RefSeq lists its product as uncharacterized. NCBI's taxonomy places the organism in Eukaryota, Metazoa, Chordata, Actinopteri, Syngnathiformes, Syngnathidae. The coding region runs from base 298 to 681 and encodes 127 amino acids. The transcript has 3 exons. The record is from RefSeq and is a predicted model, not a curated record.
UUACCUUAGUGUUUGUGUGUACGGUGAUGUGCGCGGCGCCACGUCGGCAGAAGUGCAGAAGAAGACGCGAACAAGAGGCGAAGAAGACCCAAGACGACGACGAGGAUCGCCGGUGCGUGCGUGGCGCCGCCCGCGAAGCAAAGCCAACCUGCGAGGAGACAAGACGCCUGCACGAGCAGCAGGGCAAAGAAGGCCGGUCGCGGCGAGCCUUCUCCACUUUGGAGCUGCUCACUCCGAGUCGUCACAGGCUGACAGACAAGCAGCGUCAAGUUGCUCCUGCGCCAUCCAGGUGGCACAAUGGUCAAGAAUGCGAAUAACGUCAAUGUGGAGCCUCAGCCGGGCAUGACCCUGGCCUCCGAUCAAACGGAGCUCGCCUGCACUGGGACUGCUGAGGACUCGUGCAAGGAGCACGCGACGGCGCAGCCUGGCAUAAUGUGGCGGGUGACGGGAGGCCUCUUCAGCGUCACCAAGGGCGUGGUGGGCGCGGCCGUGGGCGGUGUGGCCUGGGUGGGCGGCAAGAGCCUGGAGAUCACCAAGUCAGCCGUCGGCGCUGUGCCGGCCGCCGGCGUGGGCCUGGUGAAGGGCGGUGUGUCGGCCGUGGCGGGUGGUGUGUCCUCAGUGGGCGCCACUGUGGCCAACAAGGUGCCCUUCACCACCAAAAGAAAGGACAAGGCGGAGUGAGGCUGACCCAUGAGAACUUUGGCAGAGGCUGCGCGUGCCGUCUCGUCCUUUUGAAGCCUCCAAUGCCCCCCCCCCCCACACACACACACACACACACCAAUGAGCAUCAUCAACUUGAGUCCAGGUUUUUGGCACGGAAUGGAAAGCGCGCCACACACGGGCGACCUGUGCCCAUCAAUCUUGAGCGAGUGCAAUCCGGACUGGUCUUGACCAAUAUUUUGCAAUUUCUUGUUUUGUCGCUUUCAACACUCGUGCUCAAUUUCAUGCGAAGGAAGAGCCUUGUGUUCCAAGUUCCAGCAAGGAGUAAUUCCCCCCCCCCCCCCCCCCCCCCCCCCAACUGGACAGGAGAGAAAGUGCCGCACAAGGCAGGAGCUCACAAUAAAAAGCCUAUUUAGGGAGGGAACAAGUCAUACUUUGGAGAGGUGGAUUUUUCUCAAAUUUUUAAUUUACGCCUAUGUUUCAAGACAAAUAACAUGCAUUUGUUUUGUUGCAAAUAAGUUUAAAAAAAAAAAAUAAAAUUGAGGCAUUCUAUACCCCCCCCCACAAGUCAUUUUUGGGGAGAAAAAUGCAUUGAUAAUUGAUUUCGUAGCCUUCCCAGAAAGUAAGACCAAGUCGAAGCAAACCUUACUCUCAUUCCGUCACGACAUUUCUUGUCGUCUUUUCUUUUGCGGGCCUCAUAGUACUCCUUUGUAUACGUUUGUGUUGUGUGUUUAAAACAAUCGAUACGAAAGCGAACACUCGCAAGGAAUAGACUAUUUCCAACCGAUGUUUUUGCUGUUGAAAUGCUUUUUUCUGCAAUAGAUGGGAAAAAAGAAAGAAGUGCCUGCUUGCUCAGUACAAGCCAAUGUGUAAGUUCAACUUGACUGACUGCUGUCUGUGGAUGUUUUCUACCACAUUUCAAAGUGCCAGCGCAUCUCUGCCGGUGAGAUGGAGUCGUUGACGAUGGGAAUCUGUCACUCGGAUGUGUCUUUUUGAUAUAUCAAUAAAGUAGUUUGAAAAUGGAAA